GCUAAAGCGGGACGUGGAGCUUAUCUUUAUCAAGUCAGCGACGCUAGGAAAUGGAACGCAUCAUUAGGUAUCCUGUCGACAGCAUCACAGCACAACACCUCUGCGCGUCGGUCUAGCUGGAUCCGCGAAAUCAUGGCUCCAGGACAGAAGAUGUACCCGCGAGCGACGGUCAAGAAGAUUGUCAAGGCUCAUUCCAAGUGCAACGUGAGCAAGAAUGUAGAUGUUAUGAUCUUCCUCGACUAUGUCCUAUUCAUGCAAACACUGGUCAAGGAGGCUGCAAUCGAUUCGAAGCAAGCAGGCGAGCGCAACAUUAGUGCCAAGAGUAUCCGCAAAGUGACACCAGACGCGCUCGGAAAAUUCAAAGGAUGAAAGCCCGAUAUUCUAGUGCUUCACUAACCGAACGAAACCACCGAAACAAUCCGAGCGACGAUAUGAUUCGAUCCAACAACGCGCAGCUUUCUAUGGGGGCAUCAAACGACGAGUCCAGAUACCGAGCUAUACACGCGCCCUAUGAAAUGGAAGUUAUUGUACCAUAGCGACGGCUAUCUCUAGUUGAGCCGCAAAUGGGAGCGCCUUGACCAUUGGACUACACAAAAUGGACUGAUUGCUGAAUCGAGUCUGUUUUCUCCCCAGUACAAGGUGCGGGAAGAAAGAGAAUAAUGAGCGAUUUGAACUGCUCAGAGGUUGACGGAACUCAAUAGAAAAACAGACAAUCUAGGGUAUUCAAGAUCACCCUGCAACGACUGUGCUGGUGUGUGGAGCAGCUAAGCUAAGAUAUCCUAAGGUUCCAUCCAAGGGUAGCACAUUCGUAGCUUGUUAGUAUUUAGAAUUAUGUACUUAGUCAUAGCUAUCUAUGAUUAAAAGUCGAGGAAACUUUUAAUGAACCAGUUACCUCCAUUUAAAGGUGCUUUGACAUGAUGUUAAGCUUGUAUGCCCGGUGAAGACAGGUGUUGU
Xylaria bambusicola is the source of this 954-nucleotide messenger RNA. RefSeq lists its product as uncharacterized. Gene Ontology annotation, cellular component: nucleoplasm; kinetochore. Gene Ontology annotation, biological process: mitotic cell cycle; kinetochore assembly; chromosome segregation. The record is from RefSeq and is a predicted model, not a curated record. Bases 133 to 369 code for a protein of 78 amino acids. The transcript has 4 exons. Lineage: Eukaryota; Fungi; Ascomycota; Sordariomycetes; Xylariales; Xylariaceae. Gene Ontology annotation, molecular function: protein heterodimerization activity.